ACAAUUGUUAUGAACGACUGCAUCAUCCGCGGUGACCUGGCCAACGUGCGGGUCGGGCGGCACUGUGUGGUGAAGAGCCGCAGUGUCAUCAGGCCACCCUUCAAGAAGUUCAGCAAGGGGGUGGCCUUCUUUCCUCUCCACAUUGGUGACCAUGUAUUCAUAGAAGAGGACUGUGUUGUCAACGCAGCCCAGAUUGGUUCCUACGUGCACAUAGGCAAGAACUGUGUCAUCGGUCGUAGAUGUGUGUUGAAAGACUGCUGCAAAAUCUUGGACAACACAGUACUCCCUCCUGAAACUGUAGUCCCACCUUUCACUGUCUUCUCAGGCUGCCCAGGACUCUUCUGUGGGGAGCUCCCAGAAUGCACGCAGGAACUCAUGAUCGAUGUUACCAAGAGCUAUUACCAGAAGUUCUUGCCACUCACUCAGGUGGCCUCUGCCAGGGCCUAAAACCAAGCUGCCACUGAGGAUCCCAAACACUCUGCACUGUUAACAUUCCUUACACUUGGCCACUUUCUCCUCCUGUCUCUGAAGCAUCCCUCUGACCUGGGCUCACCUCUCCGCCUCUCCAGCUCUGGGAAGAUG
Messenger RNA from Acanthisitta chloris (rifleman), 582 nucleotides. It is a transcript of the gene DCTN5, whose product is annotated as dynactin 5 (p25). NCBI's taxonomy places the organism in Eukaryota, Metazoa, Chordata, Aves, Passeriformes, Acanthisittidae. The annotation marks the transcript as partial. The transcript has 5 exons. The record is from RefSeq and is a predicted model, not a curated record.